UGCAGGGUCGUUUCCAUGUUAAGAACACAACUGGACGGUUCUGUGGCGAAAUCGCGUGGACUGUCGAGGCUAAGGCGUAACUUCAAGCGGAUCCCGCUCAGACCCCAGUCACUUCGGAGUGGUGGGCCGAUAUGGUCAGAGUUGCUCCGCAAAACAUGUCCGUCUGUUGCAUCCAUGCCGUUGUUGCAUAGUGCCAAGUUGUAAUUCCAUCCAAAGUGUCACAAAUUCUUCCAUCUGAGAUCCAAUCAGCUGCUGAUGAUCGUUCAAAAAGCGAUGUUGGACAACAAGGCAGCGAUCCAUGAACGAGCUUGGAACGCCUUGGAUUGGCAAGCCUUAGCGCAGCACCACUUUGCUCCCGAGGCGACGACCGAGUCCUUGCGGCAGGUGGUGGCGCUCCAUGGCAGCAAGCGCUAUGGCCUACUUUCGGCCUGGGGCACUGCACUCUUGGGACGAAACCCGCCGGAGGAUUCGACCAAACCCGCGCUCGUUUGCAACAUCUCCAAUGACCGCUUGGAUACCAAAUAUUUCGAGCACUUCGCAGAUGAACCCUCUUAUGCCCUCUUCUCGCCGUCGCCGCUGAACACGGUGCCAGUGCCGCAGGACACGAUGCAGGCAGCCAUGGCGCGCCACCCGCACUUGGCCCGAAAGCUUUGGAGACUCAAAGAGCCACCAGAAGGCAAUCCCUUCGCUGGGCUCUUGCGGAGCUAUGGCCUGGAUCAGAUUUCACUGACCUUCCAAAUUCACCUGAUGCUGCUUUGCAUCUUCUAUGGCGAAGGGCGAGGGCUUUGGAGCGGCAUGGAUCUGGAGGUCUUUGAGGUGGGUGGUGGCUACGGGUCAUUGGUGUGGAUGGCUUCCAAAGCGAAGCUCUUUGGUUUUUCAGAGUUGGGCUUUAAAAGCUGGAGCGUCUUUGAUUUGGAGCAUGUGAGCGCCUUACAGGCGUGGUACUUGCAAGAAACGCUGCCCAAGAACAUCCACUUGGAGCGCUUUUGUGCUCGUGGGAUUGCUGUCCCACGUGGCUACUUGUCAAGUUACUUGUCAAGUCCUCCCAGCCACGCUCCUGAGAUGUGGAAACUGCCACGUCCCGUCGCGCCGGUGGUGCGGCUCGUGCAGACUAAGCUCAAGGACCUUUGGCUCUACAGCUACCGCACGAGUGUGUCGGUGCCCAGUUCUGUGCGUGUGAUGAUCGCCAGCUUUAGCUGGACUGAGUGCGAGAUGGAGGAGUUCUUGUGGUAUUUCAACCACAUCCUGCCCCUCUGCGACUAUUUGCUUCUGGGCUAUUCCACGAACUGGCCGCAAUUUGCGUUGAAAUACUCCUUGAUUCUGCAGCAUAUGACUCCCAUGGAGGAAUAUGCCAUCACAGACGCCACGAGCUCGGUGGAUCACGAGCUCCACGAGGCGGUGCAGGAGGUGGCCCAGCGCGUGGGCUCCAGCACGGACUGUGUGUUGGCAGCGCCCUGGGGCGACAGCUUGGUGCAGUGCUGUGCAGUGGCCGGGUAUCCGGAGGCCACGGGAACCGGUUGUUGGCCCGAGGAACAGAACAGGACCGACCGUAUCAAUGCAUGCUGCCAUGAGCUCAUGUCAGCAUUGAUCUACGGCACGGAGACCUUAAAGCAGGAGCAAAAGUUCCUGACAGCUGCUGCCCUGGGCCUUUGGCUCAAGAGGACCUUCAAAGCUAUCCCGCCUCAAAAACUUUUGCUGAUUGUGCAAAAUGCGAUGUUGAAGCACAAAGAGGCCAUCCAUGCGCGCGCCUGGGAUGCCUUGGACUGGCGGGCACUGGCACAGCAUCAGUUUGGCUUGGAGGAGACGCAGCAGUCGCUGGGAGAGGUGAUCGCUCAGCAGGGCAGCAAGGACUAUGCACUCACAAGCGCAUGGGGUAGCGCGCUCUUGGGAAGACCGAGGGAUGACACAGACCAGGUGAGGCUCAUUUGCAAUGUGUCUUCCGAGCGCUUUGACCCGAAGCACUUCGAGUUCUUCGCUGAUGAGCCUGCCUAUGCCUUCUUCUCGCCUUCGCCGUUGAACAUUGUGGAGGUGUGGGCGGAGACCAUGGCCGCUGCCAUGUCAAGGCAUCCGCGCCUGGCGAAGGCCUUGUGGCAGCUCACCGAGCCUCCGCAGGGCAAUCCCUUCGCCGAGCUGCUACGGAGCUACGACAUGCACCAGGUUUCUCUGAACUUCCGGACCGGAGUCAUGGCCAUGUGCAUCUUCUACGGCCUGGGACAGCGCGGGGCCUGGACCAGUGGACACUCGGACUUGGAGGUCUUCGAGGUGGGCGGUGGCUAUGGGUCCUUGGCAUGGAUGGCUGCAAAGGCGAGUCUCCACGCUCGCUUCUCGGAGUUGGGCUUCAAGAGCUGGAGCAUCUUCGAUUUGGAGCACGUGAGCGCCUUGCAGGCUUGGUACCUGAGAGAGACGCUGCCCAAGAACAUCCACUUGGAGCGCUUUUGUGCCCAUGGCAUUGCCGCCCAGCGCGGUGGCUACUUCUGGGGUCCUCGGGGUCAAGCGCCUGAGAGCUGGCAGCUACCGUCCCCGGAUCGGGUGCCUUUGGUGCGACUGAUUGAGACGAAGCUCAAGGAGUCCGAGUGGAUGUCGGCCUUUCCUUCGUAA
This is a messenger RNA of Durusdinium trenchii, 2598 nucleotides long. NCBI's taxonomy places the organism in Eukaryota, Dinophyceae, Suessiales, Symbiodiniaceae. The record is from the annotation of a GenBank genome assembly.